AUGGAAGAACUCACAGAUAAAACCUCCUGGAGAAGCAAAUGGAGCCUUAUUGAUGCUAUGUGGGAAUCGGAAUCGGACCCUGAGAGCUUCGAACAGCCAUAUGACUCGGCCCCAGAUGCUCUUCUAAACAGACUGACGCGAGUUCGCAUGAUUUUGGGCGCUCUCGAUAAACAAAUCAAAGACUUGUCCAGCAAGAUCAAAGAUUUAACCGAAAACAAAAGCAAAGACGAAGGUGAUCGCGCUUUGAGGCUGGAAACGCACUUCCGAUCUGAAUAUGCGGGAGCGACGCUUGGCAUUGAGUUCGCAAAAAAGAAGCAAGAUGAAGUACUAUUAGAGCGUCAGCUUGCUUGGAGAGAGAGAAAUAGUGGAGUCAUAUCGCAAAUACAGCUGGAGGAACGCUACAGUGCACUGAAUAGGCGUUAUUCCUCCGCCGGAGGUGAUUUAUGGCGCAGCUCGAACAAAAAGCUACACUUGGAGAACCCUACCGCAAUUACUUCGAUGCAACUCGAUUCCGAUCAAUCAACAGCUUUGAAGAUUCCUGAGCUCUUAUUACCACUAUACAAAACAUCGGAUAACCUGGGUGAUCGAAGAAAACCCUCCAAUUGGAUUUCUGAUGUUGUCGAGUACUACUCAGCCAACUGGGAGUAUCAUGGGAAAACGGUAACUGAAUAUGUGUCCAUUGCAUGGUGUCAUGCUAGUGGGACGUGGUAUCGUUACGAUCAGCGAGUGGCGCGCAUUGUUCCAUUUCUUAUGGCUGCGAACAAGUUAGAAGAACUCAUUUUUGGCUCCGUGAGCGAGUCCGUGCAGCACCCUGCCAAUGCAUUACUACUAUCAGGUGGAUUAAGGGCUUUGCUAGAAAAUUACAAGCUCGUUAUUGUGCCUACGGAUAAUUCGGAGACACCAAUCAAGCGAUGGCGAACACAUCUUUUAUUUCCUAGUUGGAAAGAUUACUGUUGCGGGAAUGACGAGAAUUCGAAGAAGAUUUACCUCAAAGAUAUAGAUGGCAAAGAGCUCACCUUUUUAGGCGAAAGACGCCCCUCUCCGAGAUUUCUUUACUUUCAUUUCAUAAUGGCUCUAAUUCGCCUCAAGGACUGUGGCUCCGAUGGCUGGCAGCAAAUUUGGGCCCGUUACUACCAACAGCGCCCCUUUCCACAAGCUAGUAAUUAUAUGAGGAGGGCCAUGAUAAAGGCAUUAGCGACAUAUUUUGAAGUUGCCGAUAUGAAAGUCGUCGAGCUGGAUCAGCGACCAAGGGUUUGA
Molecule: messenger RNA, 1257 nt
Organism: Trichoderma harzianum CBS 226.95
Lineage: Eukaryota; Fungi; Ascomycota; Sordariomycetes; Hypocreales; Hypocreaceae
Exons: 1
Coding region: 1-1257 (418 amino acids)
Source: RefSeq, a predicted model, not a curated record